GUGAUUACUGAAAGAAAGUGCAGAGUGAUCUCCAGACUACACCGCAUAAAAAAUCCAAUUUGUUUUUCUCCUACCGCCGUCGUCUCCGCUGCGCCAGUCACAGUCGCCUGCGAAAAUCAAGAGAUGGAGACGAAGCCAAGCGAGAUAAGCAGCUCGAAGAUGUUCGGAGGGUACAACAAGAGAUACAAGCAUUACAGUCCAAAACUGGGUUGCUCCAUGACCUUCCACAUCUAUUUCCCGCCUUCAUCUUCCCAAUCCCAGAAGUUCCCUGUGCUUUACUGGCUGUCUGGCCUUACUUGCAACGAUGAGAACUUCAUAGCAAAGUCAGGGGCACAGCGGGUGGCAUCGGCUGAGGGUGUCGCGUUGAUUGCACCCGAUACAUCACCAAGAGGACUGAAUGUGGAAGGAGAAUCUGAAAGCUGGGAUUUUGGCAUCGGUGCUGGAUUUUAUCUCAAUGCCACACAAGAGAAGUGGAAAAACUGGCAAAUGUAUGAUUAUGUUGUGAAGGAAUUGCCGCAACUUCUGACUGAGAACUUCCCUCAGCUUGACACAUCCAGGGCAUCCAUAUCUGGUCAUUCAAUGGGAGGACAUGGAGCGCUGACAAUCUACUUGAAAAACCUUGAUAAGUACAAGUCAGUAUCUGCCUUCGCACCGGUGUCCAAUCCUAUAAACUGCCCCUGGGGUCAGAAAGCUUUCACUAACUACCUUGGUGGCAAUAAAUCAGAUUGGGAGGAAUAUGAUGCUACAUGUCUCAUCUCCAAGUUCCAUGAUGUAAGGGCUACCAUUCUGAUUGAUCAGGGAGAGGAAGACAAGUUCCUGCAAGAGCAGCUGCUGGUGAACAAGUUCGAGGAAGCGUGCGGGAGUGUGGGAGUCCCCCUGCUUCUAAGAAGGCAGCCCGGCUAUGACCAUUCUUACUUCUUCAUCUCCACUUUCAUCGAAGACCACAUCCGCCACCAUGUUCAAGCCCUCAAUCUGUAGCUCCCGGUCUUACCGAGAAUCAGGUCUAGUUUGUUAUUAACUGAGUUGUUUGCUCCAAAUCCCCGACUUUAGAGUUUUGCUUUUCGGUGGUUCUUGUUUCCCUCCUUUCUGAAUUGUUCGACACUUAUGUUUUAAGCUAUUUCUGGAAGAAAGUGAAGAUGGAUGAUGGUGGCCUUAGAUGCUGAACAUGAUUAUCAUAUUAUCAUUAUCGGUAUAAUUGCUUGAACAUUAUCAUCAUUACGUUACAAUUAUGCUUAACCAUGAUCCUGAAAUCCAUAUGCAUGCAAAGUUAUUGUCACUGGCCGGUGAUCGAUCAUCGAAGUGGGCCGCCGAUCGUAGAACUCUUCUACACCCUGAAAUCAUUAAAGACAUGGAGUUCACGAAAUGUGAGGGAUAUUAUAUACAGUAGCAUCACCAUGCCCUUGUUUGAGCUUUGAGCUUCGUUCGACAGAUCGAUGGUCGCUUUGCAGCUGUUGGCCGGGCACAUGUCGACGAUCCUCACCGUCACGGUCUGGCCAUCCUUGCAAGGCACGUCGACCCCGUCGUUCGUCCCGCUCAUGCAUCUCACCCUGUAGGACUUCCCGCAGGCGCUGCCGCCUUCCCACAGGUACGUCUCGCUCGCUGCCGCGAACAUCCCGCUCUGCUUCUCGAACCCGUAGCACGCUGACGCUGGUUAACAAUAACUCGAGUUAUUGAAAAAAUUCGCAUGUCUCGUGCGCGCGACGAUGUGGAAAGUAAAUAGGAAGCUUACGUUCAUAAGGGGGAGUGUAGUAGCUGGCAGUGCCGUACCACUGUCCAGCGCCGCAAGGAUGGCACGAGAGCAGCGAGACUGCUGCGAAUGUGGUGAUGAGAACAGCCACCCUGCCGCUGCUGCGUUGCACUAGCGACAUUUGCUUUGAUCUAGAGAAGAUGAACCUGUAAAAAAGCUUUACUAUAGGGAGCUGAUUGGAGAGACUAGCUAGCUUAUUUCUGGUCUUGGUCUGUACGAAACUGAACUCUAAUGGAGAUCUUAUUUAUACACAAAUGUGAUAUCAACUGUUUUCCAAUUUCUA
Messenger RNA from Linum tenue, 2030 nucleotides. Lineage: Eukaryota; Viridiplantae; Streptophyta; Magnoliopsida; Malpighiales; Linaceae. The record is from the annotation of a GenBank genome assembly.